AUGCUCUCCGCCCACGCCCUCCUCCUCAGCGCCCUCUCCUUCAGCGCCCUCACCACCGCGCACUUCACGCUCGAAUGGCCCCCCUCGCGCGGCUUCGACGACGACAAAGAGCCCAGCUUCCCGUGCGGCGGGUUCGACAACGUCUCCAACAACCGCACCGCCUUCCCGCUCCGCGGCGCCGCGCCCAUCCAGCUGAAGAUGGGCCACACGGAAGCCAACGUGCAGGUGCUGCUGGCCGUGGGAAACGACCCGGGCAGCGCCUUCGACGUCGUGCUGCGCCAGACGUUCCGCGAGCGCGGGCCCGACAUGUUCUGCGUCGGCGGCGUGGAGGUGCCGGCGGGUGCGAACCUGACGGCUGGGAUGAACGCGACGAUUCAGGUGGUGACGAAUGGGGAUCCGGAGGGGGGGUUGUAUCAGUGCGCCGAUGUCACGCUCACUGACGAGAUGCUCUCCACCGACGCCUACGACGCCCACUGCACCAACAGCUCCGGCGUCACCGCGCAGGCCAUUUCCAACCCCCGCAACGCCAACGAGACGAGCGAGAGCAGCGGCGAUUCUUCUUCUUCUACUACUUCUUCUUCCGCCUCCGGCACUGCCGCGUCGUCCGCAUCUGGCGCCAGCUCGACGGCAUCUGCGGGCGCCGCGGCUGCGAAUGUCGGUUCCUGGGCCGGUGCGUGGGCGCUUGGUGCGGCGGCGGCGGUGGGGGGUGCUGUGGUGGCGUUGUGA
Diplodia corticola is the source of this 726-nucleotide messenger RNA. Its product is annotated as gpi anchored protein. NCBI's taxonomy places the organism in Eukaryota, Fungi, Ascomycota, Dothideomycetes, Botryosphaeriales, Botryosphaeriaceae. The record is from RefSeq and is a predicted model, not a curated record. The coding region runs from base 1 to 726 and encodes 241 amino acids. The transcript is spliced from 2 exons.